Molecule: messenger RNA, 5131 nt
Organism: Sphaerodactylus townsendi
Lineage: Eukaryota; Metazoa; Chordata; Lepidosauria; Squamata; Sphaerodactylidae
Product: stimulated by retinoic acid gene 6 protein-like
Exons: 18
Coding region: 31-2247 (738 amino acids)
Biological process (GO): vitamin A import into cell
Cellular component (GO): plasma membrane
Molecular function (GO): signaling receptor activity; retinol transmembrane transporter activity
Source: RefSeq, a predicted model, not a curated record
CAAUGCAAUGCAAAGCCUUUAUUGGCAUACAUGAUGGGAGCUAUAUGGCCAUGGUCUGGGUUCUUCCAGUCAUCAGGCGCCAUUCCUCACACCCACCUUCCUCCGCCCCCCUUUACGGAGCCCCUUCCCUCCAUUCCUCUUCGCCCACCCCGGGGGCUUGGUCAGGGUUUGACCUCGCCUUGGAAACCAGGAGAGGGCGGAGGAGGCCGGUGCCCGCCCUGUUGGUUCCUGCCAACUCGCAGCUGCCGCCGCCGCUCCGGGGGCGCCCCAGCCAGGCGAGGGAGGGGCCGCGGCGGAGAUGCUGCCAGCGGCGUCCAAGUAAAGCAAGAAGCCGCGCCCGGCCAGGCGGAGACCUCGGGAGAGCCCCUCCGCGCCCGCAGUCACCCCCAACCAGCCACGAUGGAGGACGCCGACUACGAGAACGGGGAGGACUUCAACAAAAGCGCCACGUGUGACAGUUUAAUAGACAUGGAACAUUAUCUGCAUUACUCACUUGCUCCAUCUGUUGUCAUCAUUCUAAUUCUGGCCUGCCUUGAAAAGCGACUGAGAAGAUGGAGCAUCGAUAGAAAACUGAACAAACUAUAUGGACGUGGAGGGAUUGUGAUACCCUUUGAUUUUGUGAGUAUGUUCUCCAAUCGAUGGUCAUUUGGUUUUGCAUUUGGAGCUACUGCUGACAAAUUGAUGUUCCUGUUUGAUCAAGAUUUUCCCCAACCAGAAAUGCCUUCCUUGGUUAGAGUCUUUUGGGUUAUGCUCAUCACCAUUGAAGUGGGCCUCUCCUCAUAUCCUUUCUUUGCCUGUCUGUCGACUUCUUACCGGAAAACUGGAGCCAUACUAGGAUUUCUGUAUACGCUGAGCUGGUUAAUAGUCAUGCUUAUAGAUAUCGUGCAGUGCCCCAAUGGACCAAUUGAUGGUUUUCAUGAGUAUAUGAAUGUAAUUCUGUUCUGGCCUUCGUUGGUGUGUCAGUUUUUCCUGCUCGGCCGAUUUCUUCACAUCUUGGUGGGAUCGUUACGAAUCUGUAGUAGGCAGGCUGUUCUAAAUGAAGAAACUAAUUUCCUUGAGGUUCACCAAAUUCAACAUGUCCAGCAUCUGCUGAAGAAGCCGCCACCACAGCCACCUCAGAAAUCCUGGAUUCGGCGAAAAUUGUAUGAAUGGGACCCUUAUUUUCGAUUCCCAAGCCGAAUGAUCAGCACGAUGGUGGUUGUCCUCAUCUGCCUUUAUAUGACUGUUAUGGCUGAGGUGAUGGUUUAUAGGUUUUUUAAAGGACUCAUCACAGGAUCUGCACCAAAUGCUGAGCUCCUUGCAGCUGGUUUCAACGCAACGGAAUUAUUCAGUACAGUGCAAGAAUUUUUUAAAGUUGCUGAAGGUAUCUGGGUAACCGCCACCGUUACUUCUGCUCUGACAUGUGUCACAUAUGUGUUCCACAUCUUAGUCUGCUACAGAAAACACAUGAAGAGGUUGCGGGUUGGCAAUAAGGAGUUUCUUUUAACAGACAUUUCCACCGUUUCACAUUCUUUAAGUGCGGUGGCACUGGCAAGAUAUUCUUCUUGGCAGAUUGCAUACACACUGUGGGGGUAUCUCCUGAUGCAUGUGGUGCAGUGGGUGGCUGGCAUGGUUUUCACAUACACUGUGAUUCUACCCAUGGUCCAUGGCCAGUGGAAACAACUUUUGGACAAGUGGGGAAUGGCGAUCCUCACCUUUGUCCUUGUCAUGCUGAUCAAGAAGCUUCAGCUUUACAUGGCAGCGUGGUUCUUUCUCCAGCCCAAGAUUUCACCAGAAGACAAGCAAAAACCACUGGCCCUUGAUAACAGAAAGGCAUACCAGAACUUCACCUAUUUUCUGUUCUUUUACACUGUGGUGAUUGGCCUGUUUUCCUGUCUGAUGAGGCUGUUGCGCAGCGUUGCUGUGGGUACCUGGCUAAUUGGACGCAUAGACAGGACGGUCAUGCCCAAAGGUUAUGAAGCCUGGGAUACGGGGUUCAAGACAUGGGUUGGUAUGCUGCUCAUGGAUCACUACCAUACGAAUCCCUGCCUUGUUUUCUUCUGCCACAUCCUUGUUACUAGAAACAAAGAAAAAGAGCAUCACAUUGACGGGACUAAGCUGAUGGGAACAGAUCAUAAGGUGUCCCUCAGAUCCAGGACAAGAUGGCUGCUGCUGUACACGUUGCUGAACAACCCCAGUCUUAGGAAAUUCAGGAAGCCAAAACCAUGGCCUCAGGCUGUGGAUUUCCCUCUGAACUAUUCUGCCUGAUGAGCUCUGCAGCUGAAAUGGUGCCACAGAAGGCCAUAGAACAGACACUCAGAUUGGCAAGACAGUGAAUUAUGAUUGGAGCAAGACCUGCAGGGAACCUGACCUUUACCCCACUAAGAGUGGGAAGCAGGGACGUCCAAGUGAUACCAUCAAAGGUCCCCAAUCUUUUUGGACCUCUGAGUGCUUUUUGGAUUUUGAGAACAGGUGUUGCACACCAUUGGGCUGCUGUACAGCAAACCACAAAAUAGUUGCCAUGGAGGCUACAUUUAAUGACAAAAUAUUUGAAGAAAGUGUUUUCCUGUGAUGAAGUUGGAUGUUUCCCAAUUGAGUGUACCCUGCAGACACAUAGGAGAUGCUUCCUGGGCUUGUCUGAAGCGCAUUCUUCAACAGCAUGUUGGAGGAAACCCCAGAAGGAGCUUUUUGCCUUAAGGAAUGGAUGCUUUGGAGGAUGAAUGCAGUGGGUGCCCAUAAACACAUCAGUGGGUGUCAUAGAGUCCAAUAGAUUCUGUGCUGGGGAUCACCAAGUUUAGGGCUACUUGCUGACCUCUUGCUUAUAUUGUUUUCCAAACUGAUUGUGUGGAAUGAAAAUCAGAGGCACUAAUCAAAGCAGGAAUGAGUCAAUAUUGUGCCAGAAACUGACAUGUUCAAAUACAGGAAUAUACGACACUGUCUUAACCUGACAGGUAAUUAGAAACAGAAUGCGUUGCACUCUGCCGCUCAACUGUUUCCUUCGUGUGCAAAAACCAUACAUUGAUGAAGACAUACAAAAGUGAACACAGUGUUCAAGUGCUACAUGACAGUGCUAUAGCAUGAAAAACAUAUAUACAUGUCUAUCCAGCACAAUAAUAUUUGUUACGCUUUCCCUUUAAGAAGAUCGAAGUCCGCUCCUUCAUGUUGACAGACGAACAGAGAAUCUGAAAUGGAUGUAGAGACUCAGUACAAAACGCAGAAUCUGUUAAGGAAUCAUGUGUACAAAUGGGAAUAUUGUGCUGUAUAGACACGUAUAUAUAUAUUUGAUGUUAUAGCAUUGUUGUGUACCACUUGAACACUGUUCACUUUUGCAUGUCUUCAUUGAUACAUGGUUUUUUGCACGUAUGCACUAAGUAAAUAGUUGAGUGGCAGAGUGCAACGCGUUCUGUUUCUAAUUACCUAAUUGUUACGUUGCACUCGCUCCUGUUUUUUUCCCCACUGUCUUAACCUGAGUCAGGCAACUGAUCUUUAAAGGCCAAUGUAAUCUACACAAACAGACUCUCUGGAGUUUCAGAUGGAGAUCUUUCUUAUAAUCUACUACCUAAUUGUUUAUAGGUAGAGGUGCUAGGGUCUGAACCUGGGAUGAUUAGCAUGAAAAGCAAAGCAUGUGCUCUAUUAGCCAUUGCAUUGCCUCAAGGAAGAGGGGUACAAAAGAUAUGCUUGCUGAAAAUUGGCUCUUGUGUGCAAUUUUUUUAAGCACCCGUGUUUCAUUCUGGUCUCUGCACACCAUUAGAACUGGAAUUCAGGUAAGGGAGACAUUCACUGCCUCCUGAUAACUUGAUAACCUGUGACAAGACAAGGUGAUUUGGGCAAGGUGAUUACAAGAGCUGUGGCUCACCAACUCUAGGUCGUCUUAGACAGUUCAUCUGUUCUGUGCCCUUUCUAGUCUGAUGACAAGUUAUAGGAUAAGAGAUGGCACUGGUGGCUUCAGUUUGUGGCCUCUAUCUUUGUUGUUCCUUCUAGAUUUAUGUACAGCUUUUGAAACAAUGGCCGUACCAUCUUGUUGUAAUGUUUAGAGGCAUAACUAGGUUUUGAGGGUUGUGUUUUUGGAUUGGUUUAAAUAAUUUCUGAUGAACCAAACCGAGAGGCUUGCCAUUCAACAUCAAUGGGAUUUGUCCUUUUAUCCCCUGUGCUUUUCAGUCUCUAAGUAAAGCCAUUAAUAGAUAUAAUUUCUGGAUUUGGAAUUAGGUGCCAUCUAUAUACCUCUAGCUGGAUGUCCUGGUGAUGUGGUGGAGGUAUUGAGCUACUGCCUGGCUGCUUUGGCAAAAUGACUAAGAGUUAACAGAUUAAAACUCUGUCCCAACAAGACAAAGACAGUGCUGGUUGAGAAGUCUGACGCCUUGAAGGACAUUGUGCUUCCCAUCUUCGGUGGGGUUCAGCUGACCCUUGUCCAAUGGGUACAACAUGACUGCAGGAGAAGCAAAUGAAUGCAUCUGCAAACCCCCCCCCCAUUUUCCUUUCAGUUUUGUUUAACCUUGAAGAUGCCCCCUCUCCAGUCUGGGCACCUGGAUCCAUCUCUUUCUUAUGGUGCCACCCAUCUAACUUUGAAUGGCCGGGCAAUCAAAGCAGGGCCUCCAAAGAUGACCAAAGUUAAUGGGUAUGUGGGAGGAGGCAGUUUUAAAGGCAUAUUGGUCCCAGGCUGUACGGAGCUUUAUCGGGAAUAUAACUGGAGUUUCAUCAAAAAGAACUAAGUAGAAUUGUAACCAUCUGCCACAUGAGGGACCAUCUUUAUUUUAGAAAGCUCUGCUUGGGGUCCUAGUAUCUACCUAACAGAACUAAGUAGGCACUAGGAUCCAAGUGGAGCAUUCUAAAACAAAGAUGGUCCAGCACAUGACAGAUGAAGUUGCAAUUCUACUUAGUUCUUUUUGUUGAAAAGGGUACAUGAAGAGUAAGUAUUAUUAUCUGUUUACUUUAUGUAUUAUAGGGCACUCGCUGCAUUGUUUCCUACUCAUGUUGUACCAUUUUCUGUGUUGUUUUGACACAUCGUGUACUACUUUAUACUUUAUUUCAGAUUUCUGUAAUCUUUGUCCUUUUACAGUGUGUAUUCAUCCUACUGAUUGUGUUGGUUUACACUGUGCAGCCUGCCUUGAGUUUUGAUGUGAAAGGAGGGCUAUAAAUAAAAAAAUGGAAAGUU